Molecule: messenger RNA, 690 nt
Organism: Vollenhovia emeryi
Lineage: Eukaryota; Metazoa; Arthropoda; Insecta; Hymenoptera; Formicidae
Exons: 1
Coding region: 1-690 (229 amino acids)
Source: RefSeq, a predicted model, not a curated record
AUGUUCGUUGGACAUGACAUCCUCAUCGGAGCAGACGUUUACGGGCAAAUCAUCACGCCCAAUAUUAAUAGACAUUCUCCACUCAUGCCGAUCGCGCAACUCUCCAUUUUCGGAUGGCUCGUUCUUGGACCAGUCAACAGAGAAGCAGUACGCACAUCAACGCAUCAUGCUGCUACUCAAUCCAACGAGGAUGCUCUUAAUGAGCUAUUGACGAAAUUUUGGGUUCAAGAGCAGGUGCCUACUCACGAUGUCAAUCAAUUCACUCCUGACGAGCAGAGGUGCGAAGAGCACUUCAAGACUACAUACUCUUGUGAUUCUUCAGGGAGGUACGUCGUCAGGAUUCCACUUAAAUCACCAGUGGAUCUUCUGGGUGACUCUUACAACAUCGCUCAUCAAUGUCUCAAAGAAUUACGCAGACGAUUCUCAAGGGAUGUGAAUUAUAAACGUCUCUAUAAAAAAUUCAUGAUUGAUUACGAGACACUCAACUACAUGACGAAGGCAUCAUCCAUCUCCAGUCAUCGCUCACAUUUCUACUUGCCGCAUCACGGUGUCCUCAAGCCUGACAGUACGACAACGAAACUGCGGGUCGUUUUUAAUGGCUCUAGCGCAUCCACAUCAGGCUACUCUGUCAACGACCUCAUGUACACUGGAGCGAAAUUGCAUCUGAACAUCUCAGAUGUUCUCCUAUGA